Molecule: messenger RNA, 2439 nt
Organism: Cylindrotheca closterium
Lineage: Eukaryota; Bacillariophyta; Bacillariophyceae; Bacillariales; Bacillariaceae
Source: the annotation of a GenBank genome assembly
AUGGUAGUUGCAACUGACUGCAUAAUAGAGGAACGAGUGAACGAUCAUCAACAACAGCAUUCACGCAGUUGGAUAGAUUCCGUUGCUUCCCCCAUUUCUUUAUUAGACCGAAACCAGUGUGUGAUUGGAUGGAAUCAGCAAGCUGUGGACAUUACAAGGAUUAAUGGCCAAGAGAUAAUACGGCAACCUCUGAGACAGUUUCUACUACCAGAAUCUUCUGUUGUAUUCGAAAAUGCCGUCAAUGAAAUAGAAAAGGGAGGUCGGCAGAAUAAGUGUCUCCAGCUAGCCUUUUCCACCAAUCCAGAAGGGGAUCGGUAUCAUGUCAAAUUGGCAGCUAGAUUGGACAAUGGUGGUUCCUAUUGUGGGCUUUUACUCUUUUUUGUCGAUGCAAUCAUGACAUCAGAACUACCAUCAAGUCCUGUUUCCAUUAUCAAUGGCGUCAAGUCUCUAGACUCUUCUGAACGAUCCCAUUUUUCAAUUGGUCCACCACAACAACAACAACCACAAAACGGUAUGGACCCAGCAGCAGCAAUGGCCAAAGAAUGUCGGACGGUACUCGAAACGGCCAAUGCACCCAUCUUUGGAAUGGAUUGUGACGGCAAUAUCAAUGAAUGGAAUCUCAAGUGUGUCGACUUUUCGGGAUAUCAAAAGGACCAAGUGCUUGGGUGUUCCUUGGUCAAUACCAUUGUGGUCCCCUCCAUGAGAUCGCCUGUACAACAAGUCCUAAAUGAUGCCUUGCAGGGAAAUGGGACGUCCAGCUACAAGGUUGAUUUUCAGACUUCUCGCAACGAAAUUCGGCAUCUGUUACUCAAUGCGAGUACCCGACGCAAUGCCUCUGGGGACAUUGUAGGAGUGGUCUGCGUGGCCCAGGACGUGACCGAAGCGGUGCAUCGCGACCGGGCAGUGGGGGGCAUGGCAGCGGAACUUAGGCAAUUGAUUGAUACGGCCAAUGCACCCAUCUUUGGAAUUGAUACCGAUGGCAAUAUCAAUGAAUGGAACAAACGAACCGCUGAAAUUACAGGGUAUCCCAAAGAAGAAGCCUUUGAUGAACCACUCGUGGAACGAUUCAUUGCGGCGGAAAUGAAGGAAAAGGUAGAGGAAAUUCUUUCCAACGCACUGCAAGGGAAUGAAACCUCGGAUUACGAACUCGAGUUUAUAUCCAAGUCGGGAGAGUCUGUCUUCUUGCUAGUCAAUGCAACGACGAGGCGGGAUCCUGAAAAUGCCAUUGUGGGAGUCGUUGGAGUGGCGCAAGACGUGACCGAAGACAAAAAGCAUCGCGAAGCGCUUCGACAGAUGGAAUAUCUACGAGCAUCACAAGAAGCAAAGGUAGAGACAGAGAGAAAUAUGACGGCCUACUUUGCACAUGAGCUUCGAAAUCCAUUGGGUGCCAUUGACAGUGCAUUGAAUGCCUUGCCAAAUGAUCUAUCCGAAGAAGCAUCCUCACUAGUUUCGGGAAUGCAACUGUGUACAGGUUUCAUGUCUUCCAUUAUGAAUAAUCUGUUGGAUGUCCGGAAAAUGGAAGAAGGCAAAAUGACUUUGAUGAAAGCGCCUAUCUCGCUAAAAAAGAUUAUCAGCAAUGUCCACAAAAUGUUGCUGCCCUCGGUCCGACCGGGGGUCGAAUUCCUCAAGAAAUCAGACACUCAGGGUAAAGAUUGGAUCAUUGGCGAUUCCCAUCGUGUCCAACAAGUGAUUACCAACGUGGUCACCAAUGCCAUCAAGUACACGGUGAAUGGCUCCAUCUGCUUGUCAGUUGGGUGGGAAGGGGAUAUGGUAAAAUUUGAAUGCGAAGAUACUGGGCCAGGAAUUCCCAAGAAUCAACAAAGCAAUUUAUUUCAACGAUUUGUGCAACGUGGCGGUGCUCCUGGUACUGGUUUGGGUCUAGCCAUUGCAAAACACUUGGUGGACUUGAAUGGAGGGUCAAUUGAGUUUCACAGUGACCCGAGUGUCAGUGCGGGAACGACCUGCGUCAUUUAUAUGAAGUUGCCAAUUUGUGAGGAACCAAAGAGCAUUGUGGAGGAGUCUUCUAGCGUCAUUGAAGAGCCAUUGGCUAUUUUGAUUGUUGACGAUAUUAAAAUGAAUCGCAUGAUGCUGAAACGAAGAAUAAUGAAGGGUAUUGCACCAAAUGCCGUGAUUAAAGAAGCGGCUACAGGGGAAGCAGCCUUGGAAAUAUGCGGCAAUCGUUCCUUUGACGUCAUUGUCGUGGACCAGUACAUGGAGGAGGCAGGUGGUAUUAUGGUCGGAACAGAUGCCGUCUUUGCAAUGCGAAGAAUGCGAAUCGAUGCGUGCAUCAUUGGAUGUUCUGGUAACGAUAUGGGAACUCAGUUCUCGGAAGCCGGUGCUGAUUUUAAUUGGCAGAAACCAAUUCCCAAUAACACACAAAUCAUUCAGGAUAUCAGGAAGUCACUCAAUGAAAAACGACCCAACUUUUUGAAAUAUUAA